This is a messenger RNA of Trypanosoma grayi, 1762 nucleotides long. RefSeq names its product retrotransposon hot spot (RHS) protein. Lineage: Eukaryota; Euglenozoa; Kinetoplastea; Trypanosomatida; Trypanosomatidae. The record is from RefSeq and is a predicted model, not a curated record. The annotation marks the transcript as partial. The transcript has a single exon.
AUGUGUAUCAACCACAGAGAUACACNCAUCAUUGCUGACACCACUGAGGGCAAUCGUGUGUUAUUGGGCAGUGGUUUGUGGUGUCCAUGUGUAUCAACCACAGAGAUACACAGACUGAAAGGAAAACAAUACCAUAAUAGGGGGACGGUACAUCUGCCAGCACGGUUCACAUCGGGUGGUGUGUUCAAGCCCACCUUUGUUACAAUAGCGCCGCGUGGUGUGGCUGGCGACGGUACAGGUGGUAAAGCUCUGAGCAACGCGGGUGCUGCGAGGUCGGUGCAAUGGACUCUCAACAGUACAGUGGAGGAAGUUCUGCUACAAGGAAAUCUUCCUCCAGUGAACAUGAAGCUGAAUGACUUUCUUCUUGGGCAUCUUGGUGGUAGAGGUGUAGAGGACGUGAAUGGGGAUGUCAGUAUGGAAGCGUUUGUCGUGGAGCCUGGUAUGUUCAUCACUGACAAUAGGCUGUUGAACGUCAUACUUGCGAUGUCGCCAUUCAAAGCAAUAGUAGAGGAAAUGAGAUACAGGGAAGCACAGAGGGAAGCACAGAGGGAAGCACAGAGGGAAGCACAGAGGGAAGCUGUACACAAACUCAAAGAGACUGGUGUGUAUUCUCUCCAGCAGUGGGACGUGUAUGAUAAAAAGGAACACGUUAUCCCUUUGGUGGGAGGAAUGUUAAAUGCAGCCCUCAGCGUUGCGAAGAAUGAAUCACCGUUAUUGAAUGGUGAAGUGAUGAUGGGGGUCUACGAGUCUGUAUUGAAUGCUACAUGGAGCCAUGUGGUGAAAGUCCCUGGUGACAGUGAAGGAGUCGGAAUGGAGGUCAGGAAAGGCAAGCCGUCGAGGGAAUGGACAGACAGCGAGGUGGGCUAUCUUCUUCCUGGUGGUGCAAGUAAUGGGGAGAACAAAGAGAGCACCAGUGCAGAGGGGGUGGCGGAUCCGCAGGAAACACGUGUUGAGUUGAUGGUGCUCAAUUCUGAAAAAGGCUGGCCGUACACGUGGAGAAGGGCAAAAACUAUGUGCGAUUGCCACAUCGGCCGCGAGACGGAACGUGUUUGGCGCAUCAUUAAGCGUGAUGUAGACGAAUGGUUUGCGUGUCGUGGUGGAGAUGAUGCGGGACCGGAAAAGCGUCUUUUGAUUGGGACACCUGGUAUAGGGAAAUCAAUGGGAGCUGGCUCGUAUCUCCUGUAUCAACUGCUGCACUAUGACAAGGAACGACUUCCUUUUGUUGCAUACUUCAUUAAAGAUUGCGUGUUUAUCUUUGACAAAACCAGAGGUGAAGCACAAGGACGCGUGGAGUACUACGAUAACCUCGAAGAGGGAAGGCGUGCUGUGUUACGUCUCUCUCAUACUGUGAGGGGAUACAUAAUCUACGAUGUGGCAAAGCAAGGAAGUGAACCGUCAGUGGAUCUACCUCCAAAAGGAUGGGGCAUGUUUGUUUUGAGCUCUCCAAACAAGGACAACUUCAAGGGUUGGGAGAAGCAAAGAAGAGGAAUGCGUAUCAUAAUGAAUUGCCCUGAGACGAGUGAACUAAGGGCGAGGUUUGUGUGGAUUAACCGCGAUGAACCAGAGGAAGUGAAGCAGGCAGAAUGGAAGGUUGUGGAAGAGCGUAUAGAGCAUUUAGGACCACUUCCCCGCCACAUUUUUACUCAAGGUGCUUUCAGUAAGCGUGUCGGCAAGGUUGAAUGGGCGUUGAAUGAAAUCACCCAAACAAACGCUGAGACGUACAGGAGGUUAAAUAGUAGCACUGUCUCGCAAGGGGGGGGGG